AUGGGCCUAAACAUGAGCAGCUGCUGUGUCGACAAUGGAAAUCGAAGCGCAUCUGAUGUGGAUCGUUAUUACUGCUCCGAGGGUUCCGCCGCGCCUCAGCUUUGCCCCCGAGGAACCAUCAGUGGCGAGGACGGCCUGGCCAGCUGUACCACCUGUCCUCAGGGUUUUUACUGCCCAGAAAGCAGUAACGGUUCCGUCUAUGAGUGUCCGGAGGGUCACUACUGUCCAGGUGGGACCUGGUCUAAAUACCUCUACCCAUGUCCAGCUGGGUCCAUCAAUCCUCACACCCGGAUGGCAAAGGCCCAGGACUGCCUACCCUGCCCACCAGGUUUGUUCUGUGGAUCUCCCGGGAUGUCGGUUGCAUCAGGCCAGUGUCUCGCUGGCUAUUACUGCAAUUUUGGGGCUCGCUCACCAACGCCAGCUGAUGGCGGCGUGACAGGUGGCCACUGUCCCCAGGGCCAUUAUUGUCCCCGGGGUUCCUCAGCACCGUUACCGUGUCCCUUAGGACAUUACAGCAACAAAACCAACAACCGUCAAAUCUCUGACUGCCUGCCUUGUUCUCCAGGGUUCUUAUGCACCACCAGAGGGCUCUCUUUCCCUUCUCGCUUGUGUUCUGCAGGCUCUUACUGUCCAAGCCUUAACACAUCAAUACCCUGUCCUCUUGGAAACAUGUGUCCACCUGGAUGUCAUAGACCAGUACCUUGCUUGCCAGGGACAUACCAAAAUAUGCCAGGCCAGGCAGUGUGUGUUACUUGCCCAGCAGGAUUUUACUGUGCUGGCUUUAUGGAUGAUGAUGACAACGGGAAUAUGUCCGCCAUCCACGCUCCCACGCUGUGUCCUAAAGGACACUAUUGCCCACCAGGGUCACAGUCUGGUGUGGGGUUUCCGUGCCCAGCUGGCACCUUCAGCGGGCAGAUGGGCUUAUCCAGCGAGUGGAGCUGUGAGCCCUGUCCUCCUGGGAAGUACUGCGCCUCCUCUGGACUGGCAGCCCCAACUGGACUCUGCUCUCCCGGUUACUUCUGCAUCCACAGGUCAGUCUCCGCCCAGCCGGAGACCGAGACAACAGGGGGGCGCUGCCCCGCAGGGUCCUACUGCCCACAGGGUAGUGGUAACACGGUGCCAUGUCCCACGGGCACUUUCAGCUCCGUAGAAGGGGCCACAUCAGCACAGGACUGUCGGCCUUGUCCUCCCGGCCAUUACUGUGCUAACGCCGGUCUCCUGUCCCCAUCUGGUCCCUGCAAGCCUGGGUUCUAUUGCACAGAGGGGUCCACAACUGACAUGCCCUGGGGCAACAUCACAGGGGACAGCAUGUCUUCAACGCCACUUGCCGCUGAGUCAUCGCCGGGUCAGAACCACGGAGACAUCUGUCCUGCAGGCCAUUAUUGUCCUGAAGGGAGCACAAUGCCAAGGCCUUGUCCCCCAGGUACUUUCCAGGGGAGACCGGGGGCUGAGUCUGAGGCCGACUGCGAAGCUUGCUACCCAGGAUCCUACUGCCCUUCCUGGGCGCAGACAUCUGUGGACCUCCUGUGUCCUGCUGGGUGGUUCUGUCCACUGGGCUCAGUGUCUGGACAUCAGCCAGGAUGUCAAUGCCGGCCUGGCCACUGGUGUCCAUAUGGCAGCGCUGAGCCGUCCAUCUGUGGCGCAGGAGCUUUUCAAUCUUCAUCUGGCCAGUCUGCGUGCAACAUCUGUCCACCAGGUUUUUAUUGUCUGGAGGGUUCAUGGGCGCCAUCUCCCUGUCCCGUGGGCACUGUCAUUCCAUCGUCUGGCAGGAAGUCCCCCGCUGACUGCAUCCCCUGCCCUUCUGGCUCCUUCUGCAACAGCACCGCUCUGACAGAACCCUCCGGACCCUGCAGUCCAGGAUAUUUCUGUUCAUCAGGGUCCCCGGAGUCUUCCCCCGUCUCCCAGCCUCAUGGAGAUAUCUGUCCCGCUGGACACUUCUGUCCUCUGGGUAGCGGAUCACCCAAGCCCUGUCCUGUCGGCAGCUUCCUCCCUGAGCUCGGAGCUCCCUCCUCUUCUAAUUGCCGCCCCUGUCCGCCUGGGAAAUAUUGCGUCAGCCCUGGAGCCUCACAGCCAACAGGUUUGUGUUCUGCAGGGUUCUUUUGUAGCGGAGGUGCAGACAAUCCAACACCACAGGCCAGCCCCUUUUUAUUUAGUUGUCUACAAGAAAUUCUGGACAUUUACCACCAAAACAAAGAGAAUGUGUCCUGGAUGUACAACAUGUCAUGCCUCUACAACUCCUGCAAUGCUGACGGAGACGUCGAAGUGGAUACGCCGUACCAGCAGUCAGACUCCCUCCAUAAUAUUACUCACUCACCACUACGCCUCAGGAGUCCACAUUAUGGGAAAUGUGCCACCUACAGAGGAGACUUAUGUCCCAAGGGUUUUUAUUGCCCUGCGGGUUCUGCUUACCCCCGCCCUUGUGAAACUGGCUCCUGCUGCAACAAAACUGGCCUGGAAGCUCCAUCAGAACCCUGUGCUGCAGGAUACUACUGCCCCAGAGCUUCCCAAGACCCCCAUGCCAACCUCUGCCCUGCGGGGCACUACUGCCCUCUUGGAACACGUCUACCUGUACCAUGUCCUAUCGGGACUUUACAAAGUUCCCGCGGCGGCGUCUCGAGGGAGUCUUGCCAGCCGUGUCCUCCUGGUCACUACUGCCAGCAGACAGGUCUGACUGAGCCCAGCGGCCGGUGUGCACAGGGCUACUACUGUCCUGCGGGACAGAGCUCGGAGACGCCUCAACGACACGUCUGCUCGGUGGGACACUACUGUGAGGAGGGCGGUGUGGAACCAACACCUUGUCCUCCAGGCAGCUACCAGCUCAGACAGGGUCGGGGCAGCUGUGAGACUUGUCCUCCGGGCUUCUUCUGUUUGAAUCAAGGAACGUCUUCCCCACGUCUUUGCGAGAGAGGAUUUUUCUGUCAGAGUGCAUCAUCUUAUCAACGCCCGUGCCCGCCGGGCACCUACGGGAACCUGACAGGCUCGGUUGAAGAGCACCAGUGCUCACCGUGUGAUCCAGGGAUGUUCUGCAGAGGAGCAGGGAGGACUUUUCCCAGCGGUCCGUGUGCUGCAGGGUUUGUUUGUGUUGGGGGAGCUUCUGAACCAUCCCCCACGGACAACCGGACUGGCUUUGUGUGCCCUGCUGGGUUCUUCUGCUCUUCUGGGACUUUUGUACCUCAACCAUGCCUCAAAGGAACAUUCAGUGAGCGAACCGGACUGGUGGAUGAAUCUCAGUGUCGUCGUUGCAGCCCAGGCUUCUACUGCUCAGAGACAGGCCUGUCAGCAGUCUCCGGGCCAUGCCUUGCGGGCUUCUACUGUCUGGAAGGAUCUCAAAGAGCUGCACCAAUAUCAAGUUUAGCCGGAGGAGUAUGUCCGGCCGGCCAUUACUGUGUGCAGGGCAGCAGUGUUCCCGUACCCUGCCCAGCUGGCUCCUUCCGGAACGAUACGGGAGGAAAGGGCAAAGAUGACUGCAAGCCUUGCCUUCCUGGCUUCUACCAGGAUGUAUCCGGUCAGACGGAGUGUAUUCGAUGCCCUGCCGGCUUUUACUGCGAGACCCACAGAUGGAGCUCCACCAGGGGGAGCUUUUCAGGGCUCUCCAGCCCGCUGCCCUGCCCGGCCGGCUUCUUCUGUCCCAGGGAGAGUCCAGCAGACGGUCGUCCGGUUCCUUGCCCCAAAGGCACAUACGGCCCCAGUCAGGGUCUUACCUCCGAAGGUGAGUGCUCAGUGUGCCCCGCAGGUCACUUCUGUGGCUCUGAAGGUUUAGUUGAGCCCUCCGGAAGGUGCAGCGCUGGAUACCUUUGCCUGGCGGCGGCCUCGGUUCCCAACCCCACUGACAACAGCAGCGGGUCUCUCUGCCCUCCGGGGAUAUUCUGCCAACGGGGGCUUAAAGCAGGUGACUGUCGGGCAGGGUUUUAUUGUGGCUGGGGUUCGAGCAGAGUAGAUCAGACCGUGUGUCCAGCUGGUUUCUUCUGCCCUGAUGGAACACCGACACCCAUUCCCUGUCCUGCUGGAACAUUUAUCUCCAGUGCAGGGAGCUCACACCUGAGCGACUGCACAGAGUGCACGGCAGGAUACUUCUGUCCAGUUGAAGGUACCGUGCAGCCCACAUUGUGUCCCGCUGGAUACUACUGCCCCCCAGGAAUGACACAAGGACUAAGCUUCCCCUGCCCAGCUGGUACUGUGCAGAACCAGCUCGGGUCCUCCAGUCCUGAUGCUUGUCUCCCCUGCCCUGCUGGAAUGUUUUGCUCCCAGCCUGGGUUGGCACAACCAUCAGGACCAUGUGAGGCUGGAUAUUUCUGUCCCGCUGGACGGACAGGCUCGAACUCGUCCGAGGAUCAGAGUAAUUCUACCACAAGCAAUCUUUGUCCUUCUGGCUACUAUUGCCCGGCUGGAACGAAAAAUCCAAUUCCGUGCCCUGCAGGCUCUCUAUCCAUCUCCCGAGGUCUAAAGCGAGUCGAGGACUGCCCCCCCUGCCGCCCUGGAAGGUUUUGUGAUAGACCUGCAAGUACAGAGCUCUCUGAUGCUCUCCCGUGUCAUGCCGGCUACGUUUGCCUGGGUGGCAGCCCUAGCCCCGCCCCUUCUGACGGUUCCCAUGGCUACCGGUGCCCUGCCGGCCACAGCUGUCCUGUCGGCUCAGCCGGAGCUCUGCCAUGUGAGCCUGGUACUUACAGCCCGGCCCCUGGGGCAGCUGAGUGCAUCGUAUGCCCUGCAGGAAUGAUGUGUUCCUCCUCCGCCACACUGGAGCCUGCCCUCUGCACACUUGGUCAUUUUUGCCCUGCUGGAACUGCUCUGCCUCAACCUUGCCCUUUAGGGACUUUCAACAACCAGACAGGUGCAUUUUCCCGCUCUGUCUGCACCGCCUGCCCUCCUGGACUCUACUGUAGCACAUAUGGAGCUUCAUCACCACAAGGUUCUUGUUUGCAAGGUUAUUUCUGCCAAGGUGGAGCCGAGGGACCAGCUCCACAAAGCUCAGUGAGCUUCCCCAGGAAUGGGCCUUGCCCUGCAGGUCACUACUGUCCGGCGGGGUGUCUCUCCCCGAUCCCCUGCCCUGUUGGCAGUGUCCGUAACACAACUGGAGGUGUGUCCCUGGAGAGCUGCUCCACUUGUCCUCCAGGUCAAUAUUGCACUGCUGAAGGUCUCGCCACGCCAAGCGGGCCCUGUGCCGCCGGUUUCUACUGCCCCUUUGACUUCUCUUCAACCACUCCAUACGCUUUCAUCUGUUCCAAAGGCCACUACUGCCCACAAGGUUCUGCGCUUGCCCUGCCUUGUCCCACAGGGGAGUACCAGCCAAACCUUGGCUCAGACCGCUGCAUCCCCUGCCAACCUGGCUUCUUCUGCAUGGAGGCCAUCGUGGGAGAGCCUCAACCCUGCCCGCCCCAUUCAUUCUGCCCGGCAGGUACCAUGGUGCCUCAUCCGUGUCCGGAUGGCUCCUACACUGAUCCAAACGUGGGGGGACUACAGGAGGACGGACAGUGUUUGCCAUGUCCCCCAGGGAGGUUCUGCAAAGCUGGCAAGAUACAAGGCACAUGUGCUGCAGGGUAUCUUUGUGUUUCCGGGAGUGCAGACUUCACCCCGCAGGGAUCAAUACCUGACCCUACCCAGUGUCAGUGGGGCAUGCAGUGUGCUGGACCCUGCCCCCCAGGCUUUUACUGUCCUGAAGGCACGGACAAGGCUGUGAUGUGCCCAGAAAACACCAUCAGAAGACACCCAGGUGGUGCCAGUGCGCAGGACUGUUUAGCGUGUCCACCACAACACUGGUGUCCAUCUGGAGAGCCGAGCGCACGUCCGUGCCCUGCUGGUCAUUACUGUGACGGUUUGCCCGGAAGUGACAAUAACGGCUGGACGGGACCCAAACCUUGUCCUGCGUCCACCUAUAGAGCCUCCCCUGGUGCGGGAAGUAAGGACGGCUGCCUUCCCUGCCCUCCCGGAUUCCACUGCAACAGCACAGGUCUUGCAGACUAUGCCAACACCCCGUGCCCACCUGGGUUUUGGUGCAGUGGCUCUGGACGUCCUAUCUUUUGCCCGGCAGGCACUAAGAGGGCCCUUCCUGGUGCUGCCGAUCCCAGUCAGUGUGAGCCUUGUGCUGGGGGGACCUUCUGCCCAGACCCUCAGGCUACCGGCAAGCCCAAUGUGGAGGGGAUACUUUGCAGGGCCUCUUAUGAAUGCCCCAUAGGUUCAGCUUCAGAGAAGCUCUGCAGAGCUGGCUCAUACUGCCCAGCAAAAACCGCCGAGCCUCAAAUCUGUCCGGCAGGCUAUGUUUGCACCGAGGGGUCAAAGUCUCCCAAUCUCCCUGAACAACUCUGUCCGUUUCCCUACUACUGCCCGGCUAAUAGUUCUUCAAUGAAGUCCUGUGAUGGAGGCUUUAAGCCUGUCAACACAAGUGGGCUCAGAAGGUCCAAAAAGGGAUGCUGCAGUAUUUGUGCUGAGGGCACUUAUCGCCCUUAUCUCUCAGCUGUCGUGCAAUGCCUGUCAUGCCCAGAGGGACAUUUCUGCCCGCCAGGCACAGAGGACUACAAACUUAACCCCUGCCCUCAAGGUUAUUUGUGCCCCUCUGGAUCUGCACGACCAAAACCAUGUCCUCCUGGCUCCUUUGGCAACACCACCCAGGCCGAGAAGCUCCAAGACUGUCACCCAUGUCCGGCGGACACCUUCAACCACCUGCCUGGCCAGAAAGCCUGCUUCCCUUGUGGAAGCUCGUCCACGUCUCCACCAGGUUCCACCUCGUGUGCCUGCAUUGGCAAAAACCGAGCCUUUCAACACUCUGAUGGGUCGUGCUUGUGCAGGACGGGCUUCAUCUUUUAUAACGAGCUGGACUUCAAAAUCUCCGCUUCUGACAGCGAACUGGACUGCCAGCCUGAGAUGAACAGGCGGUGUGCUGCAGGCCAGGUCCGUCUCGCAGCAUCCAGAGAGUGUGUAUCGCCUUCCCUUCACUCCUGCAAUGUAACCUGUGGACCACAUGGAGGAACUCUGGAUGUGGAGAUGGGCAUCUGCCACUGUCAGCGAUACGUGUCUGCCGAGGAGCUCUGCGGCACUUCCUGUCGAGCCAAAAUGCCACAGCUUUCGGCCCAGUUCUCCCCGGAUGGACACCUGCUUCUCGCGGUUAAAGGACGAGACGGCGCGGCGUGGGCCGAGACCCUAAUGGACGUCCUAGGACCAGACCCCUAUGAAAGGGAUAUUAGGGAAGUGCAUUUGGUUCAGUUUGACUCUCUGGGAGUGUUUGGUUGGAUUCCCACACGAGGACAGGACGUUAAGAUGUUUCUCUCAGAAUCAAUGGAUGCCUCUGCUGAGACCAACAGAAAGAGGAGAAGCACAGGAGAUCAGGAGAUAGCCUUUCCUCGAAUUCCAAACCCAGUCGCCUGUCUGUCCACCGGUGACAUGCUAAUUUUCCGUCUCAGCAUUAAUCACACAGAUCGCAGUCUCAGCCACUUCCCGGUCUACGACAAAGACCACUUGUUCAACAGUAACCCCAGCUGGGACUUUGGGGUCUUCAGACGUCUGCAGACCCUCGUGAAGCAGUCGAAUCUGAAUAACACCUGGUUCGCACAUGUGUUUUCACAAACAGGAAAAUAUGCGUUCAUGGACAGCGCCGUGCCAGAUUGGAGUCUGGUGGUGGUGGUGAGUGAGGACGGGACAGACUGUGACCCGCUGGCCACUGUCUUCCAGCCCAUGACGCCGGCGCAGCUUGUGAGGUUUGGGGUCGUCAAGCAGCAUCGACUAAACCUCCUACCGGAUUGGGGAGUGAUUGCAGGCCUCCUAAGUCUGCUGUUAGUGGUGGUUGUAGUGGUGACCACCACUGUGGUGGUCCUUUGGCCCAGCAAAGCCAAGCUUGUCUGUAGUCAGUGGAGGACAAAACCAAAGUGGCGCAGCCUUGGUGAGCCCCCUCGUCCCGUGGACUGCAUUUGCACCGGAGACAGCUUUUUUGCAGAUAGCAGAGGUGUAGCCGAGGGUGAGGAGUGCACUCUUUCCAAGGGGGGAAUAGCAUCGGGCUGCUGUGAUUUAGAAGAGUUCAAUGUGAAGACUUUAUACGACAAACUGGAGGAUCAGAACCUGCAUGUGGCCUCACAGCUGGCCCGCCAUCGCCAAGACACGCAGGAGUUUUAUCGGAAUAUCUGCCAACAUGUCGAUGCACUACAGCAUGUCUUUGAGAACAUGGAUGGCAAAAAGCUGAGUCUGCUAAAAGAGCUGCUAGCAUCCCAGAAUGCGACGAGGUACAAUCCAUUCAACACUGAUAAGGAGCUGCAUGAACAAGCUUACGACUCCACAGCAUUAUUGGGAGCUGUUCUCAGGUCAGUGGAGGCUCUGCUGUACAAACUAGAUGGAGGCACCUGGCAGACCCUGGAUCUACACCCUCUUGAUGCCCCGGAACCACAAGUGAGACCCAUCCAAACCUGUGACAGGAGUACUACCAUGGUUUCAUCAAUGGACUUGACCAAAACGGAAGCCCCAAGCCGUUUGCACAGCACGGGUCUUUGUCUCAGCGAUGUGGACUUAUCCACGUUAGUCUGCCUAACCCCGCUCUACAAGACCCUGCAAGACAUCCAGCAAUCCUUGCAGAAUUUCCCUCCAGAUCCUCCAGCCCAACCUCUCCCCGACGGGAUUUGUGAUCCAGCCCAGGAGGAGCUUGAAGUACGGCUUAUUCCAAGCGCCCUCGACAGCCUCUCGCCCAGGCACUCCGCCGUUUUUCUGUUCGGCCGCCGGGUGAUGGAGCUGCUGGCGGAAUGCUCCGCCAUCUUCCCCUCCGUGCUGCUCAUGCCGGCCAAGUCCCUCCCGUUUUGGCGCUGCGACAACAGUCUGCUGAGCCAGUGUUCGGGAGACUUUUAUUUUGACGCCGGACGUCAAGUCCUUUUCCUGUCGGAGGCCAAGCUGGAACACGCGGGGCAUUUUAUCGCCACCAUCCUUCAAUCCAUGGCCUUCAUAGCAUCGUCAGUUUUUAAUCCAGGGAUCCCAGCCCAGAGCUUCACGCGAGCGCUUCAUGAGGCGAUGUCAGCUCUGAGCUUGCAGCUUUUCAACGUGUCUUUCAAGCAGAGCACAGCAGAGGGCACGUUUGGCGAGGAAUUUCUCGACAUGAGAGUUGCCGAAGAAACGCGUUUUCGCGAGCAUCUCCUGGCUGCCAGACUUAAAACAUACAAAUAUUCUAUGUUGGAGCAGCUCAUUGGAAACCUCAACGUAGAUCUAACCGAGGACACCGAGGCGGCAUGUGGGACUCGAGUGGAGGUGGAGGAAGAGAUGGACCGCUUAAACGAGGUCUUCUUGGAGCUCAGCAUGCAGCUGCACAGCAGAGCUCGUAAGGAGGGAGAAGACCAGUUUUUGAGAGCGGCCCGACCAAGCCCGGCUCGUAAUGGAACAAUGCUGCUGGAGCUGAAGAGACAUUACGUAUCGCAGCGCCUCAAUCGUCUCCAAAUCACAUCAGACCGGAUCAGACAGCAGCAAGGCAGCGGCAGCAGGUCCAGCGAUGGGGUGAGAGGCCGCGCGCAUGCACGUAUCACCGCCGCCGCCACCCAGCAGGGCCAGGAAAUGAACGUCCGUGAUACCUCCUGCAGUAGUCCAGUUGGCAGCAGGCAGGGCCAGCAAACAGCAGAGAGUAGAGGUCCUGAUAAGUGUGACCUUGAGAGUGGUAUUUCUGCACAACUAAAUGACUAACACUGUCCAGAACUCAAACUAUGACACCGGGUGCCCAAGAGUCCAGACGUCUUGAAUUGCCGAGUUAAAAAUACACACAUAACAUUAACUCUCAAUAAUAAUAAUAUAUUUUAUUUGUAAAAAGCACUUUACUUUAAGUAAACAACCUCAAAGUGCGACAGUGUAUUAAAAAAAUUAAAUAAAAGUAAAAAGAUAACAGCCUAAUAGCUAUAAUUAGUAUGCAUAUAUCUAAAAAAAAAAGGCUUUUAAAAAAAAAAAGGUUUUUAAGCCUUUUUUAAAAAUCAUCCGCAGUCUGUGGUGCCCUCAGGUGGUCAGGGAGAGCGUUCCACAGACUGGGAGCAUUACAUUAAUAAACAACCUCAAAAUGCUACAGUGUAUUAAAAAAAUAAAGUAAAAAUAAAAAGAUAAUACCAAUAAAAACUAGAACAGCCUAAUAGCUGGAACUAGUAUGCAGAUAUCUUAAAAAAAAAAAAAGGUUUUAAAAAAAUAAGGGUUUUUAAGCCUUUUUUAAAAAUCAUCCACAGUCUGUGGUGCCCUCAGGUGGUCAGGGAGAGCGUUCCACAGACUGGGAGCGGUGGAUGCUUGAUUUUAUACACCCGGCCAAGUGAUUAGGACACUAAACGACUAACACUGUCCAGAGCUCAAACUUUGACACCCUACCGGACUACCGGGUGCCUAAGAGUCCAGACGUGUUGAAUUGCCGAGUUAAAAAUGCACACAUAACAUUAACUCUCAAUAAUAAUAGUAAUAGAUUUUAUUUGUGAAAAGCACUUUACAUUGAGUAAACAACCUCAAAGUGCAACAGUGUAUUAAA
Molecule: messenger RNA, 10450 nt
Organism: Nerophis ophidion (straightnose pipefish)
Lineage: Eukaryota; Metazoa; Chordata; Actinopteri; Syngnathiformes; Syngnathidae
Product: zonadhesin
Exons: 63
Coding region: 1-9636 (3211 amino acids)
Molecular function (GO): protein binding
Source: RefSeq, a predicted model, not a curated record